Messenger RNA from Zea mays, 1495 nucleotides. RefSeq lists its product as uncharacterized. The record is from RefSeq and is marked validated. The transcript is spliced from 2 exons. Lineage: Eukaryota; Viridiplantae; Streptophyta; Magnoliopsida; Poales; Poaceae. Bases 3 to 1364 code for a protein of 453 amino acids.
CCAUGGUGACCUUCAAGGCACACCGGAGCGAUCCGGAGCUGGUGACACCGGCAUCACCAACACCUCAGGGGAGCAAGACCCUCUCCGACGUUGACAGCCAGAUCCCCCUGUGGUUCUACGCCACGGUGAUCGAGUUCUUCCGCCCCCGUAACGCUGUUGACGGCCACGACACCCAGGCGGUGGUCGAUGUCGCGGAGGCCAUCAGGGAGGCCCUGGCCAAGGCCCUGGUGUACUACUACCCAAUCGCCGGCCGUCUCAGGGAGGUCUCCAAAGGGAAGCUGGCGGUGGAGUGCAGCGGAGAAGGAGUGGUGUUCGUGGAUGCCCAUGCCGAUGUGCGGCUAGACGAGCUUGGUGAGCCGCUGCUGCCGCCGUACCCUUGCAUUGAGGAGCUCGUGUGCGACAUCGGCGACGCCAAAGACGUUGUUGGCAGGCCUCUGAUGUUCAUGCAAGUGACGAGGUUCAAAUGCGGCGGAUUUGCAAUCGGCGUCAGCAUAUGCCACAACAUGGCUGACGCCUUCGGUGUCAUCCAGUUCCUCAAGUGCGUAACGGAUCUCGCGCGAGGCGACGAGCACCCGGCCGUUCUGCCGGUGUGGGACAGAGAGCUUCUGACGGCGCGCAACCCACCCGACCUGACAAGCUUACCCUUCGUCCAGGAGUCGCACGAGUCAUCGCCGGUCCAGCCCAUGACCAUGGACAAGAUGGUCGGUUGCUACUUCCUCUUCGGCCCGAGAGAGAUCGCCGCGCUUCGAAGCCAAGUGACCGAGCCGGCCACCAACUUCGAGCUCAUCACGGCCGCCAUGUGGAUGUGCCGAGCGGAAGCUAUAGCUCUUGCUCUUGGGUGCGGGAGCGCCGGCAGCCAGCAGCAGCGAGCGUCGUCGUCCCUGCUGAUCACCAUGAACGUUCGAGGGAAAGCGAAGCUGACACCGCCCCUCCCGCGCGGGUUCUACGGCAACGGCUUCGUCUUCGUGGAGGCGGAGCUGUGCGGGGCGACGCGCUCGCUCGGUGGCACGGUCGAGCUCGUGCAGAAGGCCAAGCGCGGCAUGACGGAGGAGUACGUGAAGUCGAUGGUGGAUCUGUUCUCGCUCGGCGGGGCGCCGCCGUACGCGCAGGGGUGGACGUUCGUGGUGUCCGACAUAACGCGGAUCGGGGAGGACGAGUUGGACCUGGGGUGGGCGGAGCGGGUGGCCGGCGGCGUGCCCAUUGUCGGAAACGACGACGCGACCAAGAUGGUUAGCUACCAGAUGAGGUGCAAGAACGCAGACGAUGAGGACUGCGUGGUAGCUUCCAUGUACCUACCAGAGCCGGCCAUGAACAAGUUCAAGGAGAAGAUCCUCAUCUUAGCAACUUCAAAGCUAGCGACUUGAAACAAAACCAUAAUGUUCUAGUACUCCUUACCAUGUAUGGUUUCGGUAAUAAGUUAUAUGCAUCUCCAUGGGGUUUUUGGAUUGAUAACUUUCCAAGAAUACUUAAUUAACGUUAGUACUAGUUAACUUUC